Daphnia pulex (common water flea) is the source of this 4055-nucleotide messenger RNA. RefSeq names its product PH and SEC7 domain-containing protein-like (gene Efa6). NCBI's taxonomy places the organism in Eukaryota, Metazoa, Arthropoda, Branchiopoda, Diplostraca, Daphniidae. Bases 765 to 3032 code for a protein of 755 amino acids. Gene Ontology annotation, molecular function: guanyl-nucleotide exchange factor activity. Gene Ontology annotation, biological process: regulation of ARF protein signal transduction. The transcript has 6 exons. The record is from RefSeq and is a predicted model, not a curated record.
AUAGUCAACAUUAGUUGAGUGUCACUCAAGAGGAAAGCUGUCAGUAGUUACACACACUGGGAUUGUGUCGACUUGUUAUGUUGUUUAAAAAAUAAGAUAAGAAAAUGGUCGCCAUUAUAACAAUUUCCUCUUUCCGGUACACCCUCUAACUAUGCACUCCCUUUCAAGUUUUUAUCCCACAAUAUUUUUUUGUAUUAUAAAGGUUAGUUUCGCCACGUCACGGUUUUACAUUGGCGUCCAAAAAAAUUCAUCGUAGAAAAAAGAUAGAAUUAAAGCUCAUCAUGUGAUCAUGUCAAGCGUGAAAGUUUCGUCACUUCAACCACGAUGAGUCUCUUUUUGGGUUACGGCAUUGGCCUACAUAUGAAAAAGGUUACAUCUUCCGUGCCAUCUAGCGGUGACGGGGCCAAGGUCGUUCUGUCAAUGUUAUUUUUUGUUCCUUUUUUGACGGCUUGUCGAGAUCUCUCCCUCUCGUGUCUCGACUUGAGAGACGACUAGAGAGGGAAGAAAAAGAAAAGGAGGGGUGUGCAUUUUCUGCAUACUAUUUAUAGAGUCGAGUUCGAUUUUUAUCGUCGGCGUUAGCGUCUGAAAAAGUCGCCAGUUUUCGAAAGCCUUUGUGAUGUCCCAGUUGACGUGUGUUCUUUAGUCCAGUCGCUUCCACCAACCGUUGUUCUCGCACGUUUAAUCAAUCGAGCAGCCGACCACACAUCAGCGUUUGCAGUUGAAAGACAUUUGAAAACAGGACAGGAGCUCAUGUUCCUUCAAAAAUGCUGUCCAUGGAGACGGCUCUUCCUUCACCCAACUCAUCCAUUGAUGUUGACAAACCACGAGCUCCCAGGUUUGAGGCCUAUGUCAUGACCGGGGACGCAAUAUUGAAUCUGUCCAGGAGUACGUCACACAGUCCAGACUACGUCUUGCCAGUUCAUUCCAAAAGAAGAUCAGUCCAACAGCAGCCAUCCAACUCGGUACCAACAAGCCCAAGCGAGCAGACACCUCGUCCCAACAAACCUUGGGAGCCUGAAACUCCUGCCAAAACCCCUGUUCCUGCUGCUGCUCUCGUCAGGAAUUCUAAAUCUGAAGAGGCACUUGUUCUACACAUGGAAGAAGAUAAAUCCAGCAAGAAAACGGUAGAGGAAAGAACUUCUUCCCAAACUGCAUUGGUGGAUGGAGUUACAGAGUCUGAACGAAUCGUAUGGACUUACAACGCACCUCUCUCAAGCAUGACGGAGAAGGAAUUACGCCGAUACGAAGCAGAUCAGUUCUGGCUCAGCACAAGAACUGAGUCAUCAUCCAAACAAACCAAACAGAUCAUCAAACUGGAAGAAACAAAGGAAGUGAGACAGGAACUCGCUACUACAACAACAACUACUACUUUCUAUUCAAGUGAGGUGGCUGAUACAAGAUUAGGUUGUGAUACCCAAAGUGGUCCUCCAGCAGUGGCUUCCGUAGUCGUCGCUCAAGAGCCAACAGUAAUAACAUUAGAGCAACCGGAAGUGGGACUAACUAAUGUCGAAAUCCAAAAAGACGAAGAUAAUAAUCCGGUCAAUAGUCCCAUUCGACCUCCGCUGACCCGAACACCGACCGACGAAGAAAGCGAUGCAGAUAGUCUGCAAUCGGUUCAUUACAGCCCGAAAGGUGUCGAUAUGCCAUCGGCUAUCCGGCUGGCAAAACGAUUGUAUUCUCUGGAUGGGUUCCAAAAAUCGGAUGUCUCGCGUCACCUAUCCAAGAACAACGAUUUCAAUAGGACUGUUGCCGAAGAGUAUUUGAAACAUUUUGACUUUGAAGGCGCCACGCUGGACGUGGCCCUGCGCCGUUUCCUGCAGGCCUUCCAGCUGACGGGCGAAAGUUCAGAGCGUGACCGCGUCCUGGUGCAUUUUUCCCGUCGUUACCUUCAAGCCAAUCCAGACAGUUUCUCCUCUCAGGACGGAGUUCAUAUCCUUACCUGUGCUCUCUUGCUGCUCAACUCAGAUCUGCACGGCAAGCAUCAAGGUAUGAAAAGGAUGACUUGCGCUCAGUUCAUCAAGAGGCUGUCGGGUCUCAACGAUGGUGGCAAUUUUCCAGUUGAUCUCCUCCGUCGCUUGUACACAGCCAUAAAAGAUCAACCGUUGGAGUGGGCCUCUGACAGCCCUCAAGGACCUAGCCCAGGCGACUUGGAGCCUCUGGAGAUUAUUCCCUCUCCAGCAGCUAAAGAACUGUCUGCCAAUCCAUAUUUGGACAUUCCGAAUCCAUCACAAAGCCAAGAGUUCAAAAAGGGCUACAUUAUGCGCAAAUGUUGUAUGGAACCCAACGGCAAGCGGACUCCGUUGGGCAAACGUAGCUGGCGGAUGUUUUUCGCAGUGCUAAAAGACUUGGUCCUCUAUCUCUACAAGGAUGAGGCCACUUGCAAAGGGGAACAUCCUCCCAAACCGUCCACAAUGCGGUCCAAGAAAAGCGUUCCCGAUGCUGCUCCGGCCGCCAUCAUUCGCGUCCAUCAUACUCUAGCUGCCAGUGCUCCGGAUUACACGAAAAAGAAGAACGUCUUCCGACUGUUCACCGCCGAUCGCGCUCAGUACCUUAUUCAGGCCAGCGAUACCAAAGAGUGGCGUUGUUGGAUGGAUGCUCUGAACACUGCAGCCUCUCUACUUUCCUCUCCUCCAUUGGCCGCUCCGUGUGGUUCUCAGCAACGUUUCCAGCGCCCUUUACUUCCAGCCAGCUUGACGAAAAUGUCAGCCAGGGAGCAGUUGUCUGAUCACGAGGAGCGUGUCGCUCAAUUGGAGCAAGAUUUACACGAGCAUCGAGCCAAUCCGCCGUCGUCCAAAGCGAAAUCCGUAAUCGUCGACAAUUACAAAGAGAAAGACGCUUACUUGCACUUUGAGAAAACCCGUUACGAGGCUUACAUAGCCGUUUGCGGUGGACUCCAAGCUGCAUUGGCUGGCAACUCUACUGUCAGCCGUGACAUUUCUUUACUGGAACUGGACGAAUCGCCCUGUUCCGAUUCGGGGACAACGAGUCCCGAUUUGAAAUCGAACGACCGGGAAUUUUCCGCGCAUUUGUAAAAUUAUUGAAAGAAGAGAAAGAAGCGAAACAAUCCAGGAAAAAACAUUCUUGACCCCGUUCCCAAAAAAAAACCCCCACCGACUCAACCGGCAGCUCUUCGCCAUUGUAUACAAAAAUUGUCUCCCCCCGUUCUCUUCCCAUCAGUGAACUUUUGUGUCGGGCGACCUUUUUUUUUUUUCUUAUUUUUGUUUGUUGUAAUUUGUGGUUAAUCAUUGGCGAAAUUUCAGCACUUGGUGAAGGAGAGAAAAAAAAAAUGACGCAAUUUCUGUCGUACCGGACAUCACUGAACGCAAAUCAAUAUCUGAUUGAAACGCUUUUUGUUUGUUUUUUCCUCUUUAAUAGUUGCGAAAGGCUUCCGUCGUCGUCGUCGUCCUCCUUUUUUGUGAGAUUUUUUUUCUAGUCAAGAGUUUAAAAACCCUUUGUUUCUUUUUCUUCGGUUGAUUUCUUUCCGCGACGAUGCUUUUCCUAUAUAUACGCAAACAAUUCCUCUUUAUUAUGUUUACCACAGUGAUCGAAUUCGGUCGAGUUCCUCCGUUGCCCUAUAUUCUACGUAAAGACAAUUGAGCGGAAAGAAAAACAAACCACAAACCAGCAAACCCUAAAGCCUUGACGCAUUAUAACAGCUUCUCUUAUUAAUCAUUUCCUUUUUUCUUUUUCAAGACAUUUUUCAAUAGCGGCCAAUUCAUUCACUGACCCAAACUCACACGAAUGUUGUUCCAGCUUUUCAAGAGUCUCCCUUUCAAAUACUGUGUCGAGCCCAUUUAGACGUUUGAUAUUGCGUGCUAGACAUUUCCCCAGCCAUUCACUUUAUUCUCUCUUCUCUUAAACAAAAAAAAAUAAUUAGAUUUGGGCACUUUUCUGUACUCUCCAGGUGGCAAAAUUGGAAUUGAUGAGUUGAGUUUGUAAAACUAUGUAUGUGUGGAUGGAUACUUCAGUCUAUCACUUAUAUAUUGUGAAGAAAAAAAAAAUACAGAUUAUACACGUAAAACAAAAGUGGAAUUCUCCCCAUCCGCUCGGUAACA